Molecule: messenger RNA, 1320 nt
Organism: Polypterus senegalus (gray bichir)
Lineage: Eukaryota; Metazoa; Chordata; Cladistia; Polypteriformes; Polypteridae
Gene: mc2r
Product: melanocortin 2 receptor
Exons: 2
Coding region: 57-950 (297 amino acids)
Biological process (GO): G protein-coupled receptor signaling pathway
Cellular component (GO): membrane
Molecular function (GO): corticotropin receptor activity
Source: RefSeq, a predicted model, not a curated record
UCUCAGAAGAAUUUGAAGCCCACCUACUGAAGUUUUUGCAGAGUGACUUUCUUCUGAUGGCCUCAAACAGAAACUCCUCCAUCGGCGGCGCCACCACCAGCGACUGUGAAGAAGUGAAAAUCCCGGAGGAAAUAUUUUUCACAAUCACCGUGAUAAGCUUAAGUGAAAAUCUGCUGAUUGUUCUUGCUGUGAUUAAGAACAAAAACCUGCACUCCCCCAUGAACUGCUUCAUUUGUAGCUUAGCAUUUUCAAAUCUACUUUCGACUCUGGCGAAAACCUGUGAGAACAUCAUGAUCAGCCACUUGGAUCCCAAGGGGGAAACUGAGAAGAAGGUGGACGAUAUUAUCGACGCCCUGCUUUGUAUGUCCUUCCUGGGUUCAAUUUCAAAUUUACUGGCUAUUGCUGUAGAUCGAUAUAUUACGAUUUUCCACGCCCUAAGGUACCACCACUUAAUGACCAUGAAGAGAGCGUCCGUGAUUUUAGCCGGAAUAUGGCUCUUCUGUGCAGUCAACGGGAUGGUGCUGGUGUUUUUUUCCUACGUGACUUUUAUUUUGAUUUUCUUCAUACUUCUAUAUGUGGUUUCUUUGCUACUCAUUUUGGUUCUGUACGUUCGAAUGUUUCUGUUGGCACAAGCUCAUGCCAGGACAAUUGCUUCUCUUCCAGGCCAAAGGGUUUACCAAACGACGAACGCAAAAGGAACCAUAACGCUCACCAUCCUUUUGGGCGUCUUCAUCGUCUGCUGGUCUCCAUUUUUCUUCCACCUAAUCAUUAUGCUGGUGUGCCCAUUCAACCCGUACUGUGAGUGCUACAGGUCACUCUUUCAAGUGAAUCUCCUGUUCAUGAUGUUAAAUGCUGUAAUUGACCCUCUCAUAUAUGCCUUUCGAAGCGCUGAACUGAGGAACACCUUCAGAAAUAUGUUCUGCCUGUCAAGAACGCGCUUGUGUUCAUGAGUCGAAUCUUACUAUCACUCCACCUGAAAGCUAAUUUUUCUUUGCAGAAAUGGGCAGUACGUGCUAACGUCAAUGCUAAAAAUCCUUGGGAGAUUUUUGUCACGUGAAAUUUCCCCCAUAGAAACAACUGAGACUGAUAUGGAAGUCGCAACCAUAGUCUGGGAAUCCGACAUACAUUUAUUUGCUUAGCAGAUGCAUUUAUCCAAAGCAACUUAGACAAAAGAGGUCAGAGUAAUCAGGUAAACAUCAGUGUUAUGGGACAAAGUGACAACAUUGGUCAUCACAAGUGAAGACCUUGUUACGACUCCUGCAUUACACAACCUUAGACAGAAAUUCACCAAACAAGCGUCUUCAAACACUUCUUUAACAC